Messenger RNA from Dipodomys ordii (Ord's kangaroo rat), 1880 nucleotides. RefSeq names its product CDP-diacylglycerol--inositol 3-phosphatidyltransferase (gene Cdipt). Gene Ontology annotation, biological process: phosphatidylinositol biosynthetic process. The transcript has 6 exons. Bases 421 to 1062 code for a protein of 213 amino acids. Gene Ontology annotation, molecular function: CDP-diacylglycerol-inositol 3-phosphatidyltransferase activity. NCBI's taxonomy places the organism in Eukaryota, Metazoa, Chordata, Mammalia, Rodentia, Heteromyidae. The record is from RefSeq and is a predicted model, not a curated record. Gene Ontology annotation, cellular component: Golgi apparatus; membrane.
GGAAGCAGGCAGGUCUUAAAGGAGCCGCAGACUUUUUUUUUUUUUUUUUUUAAUUUCUAGGCUUCUUUUCUCCCUUCUCCACUUUUCCUUUUUCUUUUUUCUUUUCCACGAAGCGGGGCGAGGGAGUGGGUGCGCGGAAGCCGAGCCCCGCUGGAGCUGCAGGGAUCGUUGCUAGGGGGGGGCGAGGCGCUGUCCAUCGCCAGGGCGGGGGGGCGAGCCCCUGGCGCCUCGCGCACCUCUGAGCCGCCCAUGCUCCGGCCUGCUGGCAGCUUUCACAUCUGGAGCCGGACGAGAUCCGAGGGGUCCGGAGCGCCGCUGUCGGGGCCCAUGCGCCGGGGUGGAGGGUGAAGCCGAGCAGGCGAGACUGGGAGCACAUUAGCACCUCCAGAGCUGGCCCUGGGCCACAAGGGGACCACCGCAAUGCCCGGAGAAAACAUCUUCCUUUUCGUGCCUAACCUCAUCGGUUAUGCUCGGAUCGUCUUCGCCAUCAUUUCUUUCUACUUCAUGCCCUGCUGCCCCCUCACGGCCUCCUCCUUCUAUCUGCUCAGCGGACUUCUGGACGCUUUCGAUGGACACGCAGCUCGAGCCCUUAAUCAAGGAACCCGGUUUGGGGCCAUGCUGGACAUGUUGACAGACCGCUGUUCUACCAUGUGUUUAUUGGUCAACCUGGCUCUGCUGUACCCUCGAGCCACGCUUCUCUUCCAGCUCAGCAUGAGCUUGGAUGUGGCCAGUCAUUGGCUGCAUCUGCACAGUUCUGUGGUCCGAGGCAGUGAGAGUCACAAGAUGAUUGACCUUUCUGGGAAUCCGGUGCUUCGUAUCUACUACACCUCCAGACCUGCCCUCUUCACCCUGUGCGCUGGGAACGAACUCUUCUACUGCCUCCUCUACCUGUUCAGUUUCUCCGAGGGACCCUUAGUCGGCUCCGUGGGCCUUUUCCGGUUGGGUCUCUGGAUCACGGCCCCCAUCGCCUUUCUCAAGUCAGUCAUCAGCGUGAUCCACCUCAUCACAGCUGCCCGCAACAUGGCUGCCCUGGAUGCAGCAGAUCGUGCCAAGAAGAAGUGACCCCCCCUACCCCCACCCCGAACCUCCAGUUCCUACCUGCCCACCUGCCUGGGCAUCUCGCUGGGCCACAUGGCUCCCCCCUCCCCUUUCUAGGAGGUCCCAGUGUCACGUCUUCCUAAUGUGUUCUUCAGCCUGCUGGGAUGGGGGUCAGCCUCUCUUUGGUGGGGUCACGUUCUCUGUAACCCUGAGUGCUGGGCUCACGCCCUACAACCCCAGAGACCUAAGCUACAGAUCAAGGAAGGCAGCUCAGCAGGUCUCCCAUGAACAACUGGAGCUCCGAGAGGCCUGUCUGCCAUCCGAUCGCCCUGCCAGCUCAGCCUUGGGGUCUGGCCUGGCCCAGGAUUUUAGGGAUACUUGCAUGAAGAAAGAUGGUGUAGAGCCAACUUGGCCACAGAGAAAAAGCCUGGGUUCUAUGUCCAGGAAAAGGGUCAGGGCCAUCUAAAUCCAUUCCUGCAGCAAUCUUCUGUCCAGCUCCGGAAGCCCCCAUAAUAAAGGUGGGAGCUUUUAUUCUUCUGAGUUGGUUUCCUUUGGGGCAUUCUUGGGUUGAGAGGGACUUGGGAAACAACUGACAAAUCUACCCAGAUGCUUUUCUCCCAGUCUGCUGUUGGGCUCCUGCUUGUUCUUCCAUAGUGGCCUCAAAGAGAAGGCCCUUCCUGCCUCCCAAGCUCAUGUCACAUCCUCUCUUCCCACCUGCUUUAUGUCCCUGGCUGGCUACUACCCCAAGGAGAAUGUAAACUUCAUGCUCCUUUCUCCAUGGUUAGAAUGAAAGACCAACCUGGCAUAUAGUAGCUGCUCAAUAAAUCUUCCUGAACCGAUCA